This is a messenger RNA of Iphiclides podalirius (scarce swallowtail), 405 nucleotides long. The record is from the annotation of a GenBank genome assembly. Lineage: Eukaryota; Metazoa; Arthropoda; Insecta; Lepidoptera; Papilionidae.
AUGGAAAGUGUUACGGCAGCCGGAGCGAAAGCGGAACUUCCACACGCGGCCCGAAUGCGAAGAGAUACGCUCGAGACGUCACGCGGCCCACUGCUGGGAAGGUCGUGGGAAGUCGAUGGUGAAAUGAAAGAUAAGAGAACAACGAACCGCGCCCCCCCCCCCCCUGCUCCCGCAAACAAUGCACGAAAACAAACAAAAGCACCGCCUCGGGGGGUGCACCUGCACGCUCGCCGUUGGCGCUGUUCUCUCGCGGGGCACGUGGUCGACUGCGCGGCCGCCGCUCUCUGCGCGGUACUAGGCCUCGCCGAUUGGGAAGUGGGCACCGCUCAUUUAUUACCGAGCGCCAUUACGGCGGACGGACGGUCGUUUCGAAUCGAUUGUUUUUAUAUUAGCGACGCGAUAAGA